AUGUAUACAUAUGACACUCUCGAUCUCGACGAUGAAUAUGAUGAACUGACUGAUGAAGAACAGAGCAAUGAGGACAUUAAUGAUUAUAAUGAAAAUGAACAUUCUGAUAUAAAUGAUCAUUUUACAUUAGAAGAAAUGGAAAAAAUAGUCGAAUGGGUUGAUCAACAUCCACAUGCUGGACUUGCAACCAUUUCACAUAGAUUUAAAAAGGUCAAAUACAUCGAUCACUGUUCAUUUCAACAAGAGUACAUUCCGCCAAGAACUCUUUCUUUUACUGGUGAAAGAACAACAGAAGUAGUUGCAAGAAAGAAAUAUAAUGUCACACAUUCUUAUACAAUUCAACCAGUAACAUCAGCUAAUGGCCUUUUAUUAGACAAGUUUUUACUUGUACUUCAACAAAAAGAAAAUACUCUAGGUAAAAGAGUACAAAAAAAUUUAAUAAUACUACCAAAUGUUGUAGUAAGAGCUUCAAAAUCAGGAAAAAGCAAUGACGAAAACCAUCACGCUUUUUUAAAUGAAGUUCUACGUCCAUUUGUUGGUAAAAAAUUUCUUCUCUUUCUUGAUACUUGGAAAACUCAAGCUGAUCUAGCGAAAUUUAGAGCAGUAUUUCCUCAUCAAGACAGUCAAUUAUUGAUUUUUCCUGAACAAUCUACCGGUUAUAUUAAACCACAAGAUCUGUCUUUAUUUCGGUCAUGGCGAUUUAUUCAUGAAAAAAUCGAACAUUAUACUCAUAUUAACCGAACAGAAAUAACUAUAGGUGAUCGUCAAUAUUUUAUCAACAUACAUUCUGUUAUUCAUAAUCAAUUAUCGGCUCCACCAUUUAAAAAUCCAAUUAAGAAUGGAUUCAUACAAGCUUGA
This is a messenger RNA of Rotaria sp. Silwood2, 858 nucleotides long. The record is from the annotation of a GenBank genome assembly. NCBI's taxonomy places the organism in Eukaryota, Metazoa, Rotifera, Eurotatoria, Philodinida, Philodinidae.